CGACGACAAUGCUCUGAUUGCCUGUGCUGUAGACCACCCUUCUCUGGCCCCUGGGGACAAGAGGAGCGAGCAACCCAUUAGAGUCCUGUGUAAGUGCUGCCCCCACUCGCCAAGGCCUGCCACUGCAACCACAUGUACUUUCAGGUCCAUAAUUAUUGGCACCCUUGAUAAAGAUGAGCAAAAAAGACUGUAAAUAAUACAUCAUAUAAACACUGAGCUACAUAGUUUGCUAAAUAAAAGUGGGAAAUUAUAUUAUUUUAUAAUUAUACAAUUACUCAGAGAAAGAGAUUUUAACAAAUAACAGAAACAAAUCUCUAAAAGAUUGGGGUCAAAAUUAUUGCCACCCCUGUUUUUAACACGCUAGCACCCUUCCCUUGCGAGCAUAACGACACUGAGACUUUUUCUAGAACAUUGGAAGGGAUCUUAGACUAUUCCUCCGUACAGAAUCUUUCCAGAUCCUUGAUAUCCUUCGUCUGCUCUUAUGGACUGCCCUCUUCAAAUCAAACCACAAGUUUUCAAUGGGGUUCAAGUCCGGUGACUGAGAUGGCCAUUGCAAAAUGUUGAUUUUCUGGUCAAUUAACUAUUUCUUUGUGGAUUUUGAUUAGUGCUUGGGGUUGUCGUCUUGCUGGAAGAUUCACUUGCGGUCAAGGUUUUGGGCUAAAAUGUCCUGGUAAAGAUGCCGUUGACCUUAACCCUAGUCCUGAGAUCCCAGCAAAAAUCUGCUUUUCAUUUAUCUGACUUUCAUUUAUCUGCAUGUCCAGUUCUUAUAUUUAGACUCACAACCAAGUGUUUUACCAUUUUAUUUUCAGGACAACCAGGGCUACAACUAGAUCACAAAUUAGACAUAAACAGUUGCAUUCAUGAGUUUUAUUGACAAAUGUCCCAAAGAAAAGAAUUUAUAUGAAUGCAGUAAGUACAGAAAUGGUUUGCUCACUGGGAAAUUAAUAUCCAAUUAGUCAGUGACAACUGUGUGGAGUUUGGAGUUUGUGACAGCAACUAUGUGAGCUUAUUACAGUAUUAUAGACACUAUGUCCUGGGAUUUCCUAUGAUCUUCUAUGAUCUUCUAUGUAGAAGAACUCCUUACCUUCUAACAACUCUUGUGUAGCUUGUAAGAGUCUCAGCUUUUCAUAGAUAGAUUGUAAUAGUUUAUAGCUCAAACCAUUCUGACUCUACAGACAUUUUUGUAAAAAGACCCGGCCCCGGGCUCCUUUGGGAUCCGCCCUUGUCUCACAAACACUGCUCUAGCUCAGCCCCCGUUAAUCACACAGACUAAUGAAUGUAGCUCAAACACACAAUGUUUAAAAGAGGUUAGAAACCCAAAUGAGCCUGCGUUACGGUGGGACUCAUUGGAUUAGCAAGGUCCCCAGGACCAGUGGAAGCAAAAUAGCCCCAUAACAUCAAAGAUCUACAACCAUAUUUUACCGUUGGUAUGAGAUAACUUUCUGCAUAUGCUUCUGUUUUAUUUGUAUAAAAUGUUUUUGUGGUAUUUUACCCCCUUUUUCUCCCCAAUUUUGUGAUAUCCAAUUGCGAUCCAGUCUCAUCGCUGCAACUCCCCAAUGGGCUCGGGAGAGGCGAAGGUUGAGUCAUGCGUCCUCCGAAACAUGACCCGCCAAACCGCGCUUCUUAACACCCGCCCGCUUAACCCAGAAGCCAGCUGCACCAAUUUGUCGGAGAAAACACUGCCCAACUGACGACCGAAGUCAUCCUGCAGGCGCCUGGCCCACCACAAGGAGUCGCUAUAGCGCGAUGAGCCAAGUAAAGCCCCCCUGGCCAAACCCUCCCCUAACUCGGACGACGCUGGGCCAAUUGUGUGCCGCCCUAUGGGAUUCCCGGUCACGGCCGGUUGUGACACAGCCUGUGAUCGAACCUGGGUCCGUAGUGACGCCUCAAGCGCUGUGAUGCAGUGCCUUAGACCGCUGCGCAACUCGGGAGGCUAUGCUUCUGUUUUUCAAUGCCAAACCCACCACUGGUGUGCGUAGCCAACGAGCUCUGUCGUCUGAACAUAGCACCGCCAGGAGUUGAUAAACGGCAUUGUCACUUGGAUUGGAACCAGUGCUAUGGUCAGAUUACAUGAAAAUAGAGCUCUUUGACCAUGCACACCAGGAGUUGGAUAUCAAGAAGGAUAUCAAGGAUCUGGAAAUGGAGGAAUGGUCUAAUAUCCCUCCCAACAUGUUCUCCAAUCUUAUAAAACAUUUUAGAAAAAGGCUCAGUGUCGUUAUCCUCGCAAGGGGAGGGUGCUGUAAUAUUGAAAACAGGGUUGCCAAUAAUUUUGACCCCUGUCUUUUUUAGAUAUUUAUUAUUACUUAAACAACAUAAAAAAAAUUCUGAGCAAUGAUACAUGAUAACAUACGCACGAUACACACACGUACACAUGGAUUUUGUGUUGUAGAUAUGUGGUAGUAGAGUAGUGGACUGAGGGUACACACUUAAUGUGUUGUGAAAUCUGCUGGACCCCAGGAAGAGUAGCUUCUGCCUUGGCAACCCUACCCAUAUGCCUUUCCUACUGCUGGUCAUACCUAUACUGCCACCUGCAGGGGACAUACAGUACCAGUCAAAAGUUUUAGAACACCUACUCAUUCAAGGGUUUUUCUUUAUUUUCACUAUUUUCUACAUUGUAGAAUAAUAGUGAAGACAUCAAAACUAUAAAAUAACACAUAUGGAAUCAUGUAGUAACCAAAAAAGUGUUAAACAAAUCAGAAUAUAUUUUAUAUUUGAGAUUCAAAUUGCCACCCUUUGCCUUGAUGACAGCUUUGCACACUUUUGGCAUUCUCUCAACCAGCUUCACCUGGAAUGCUUUUCCGACAGUCUUGAAGGAGUUCCCACAUAUGCUGAGCACUUGUUGGCUGCAUUUCCUUCACUCUGCUGUCCGACUCAUCCCAAACCAUCUCAAUUGACUUGAGGUCGGGGGAUUGUGGAGGCCAGGUCAUCUGAUGCAGCACUCCAUCACUCUCAUUCUUUGUAAAAUAGCCCUUACACAGCCUGGAGGUGUGUUGGGUCAUUGUCCUGUUGAAAAACAAAUUAUUCUCCCACUAAGCCCAAACCAGAUGGGAUGGCGUAUCGCUGCAGAAUGCUGUGGUAGCCAUGCUGGUUAAGUGUGCCUUGAAUUCUAAAUAAAUCACAGACAGUCUCACCAGCAAAGCACCCCCACACCAUAACACCUCCUCCAUGAUACAGUGGGAAAUACACAUGCGGAGAUCAUCCGUUCACCCACACCGCGUCUCACAAAGACACAGCGGUUGGAACCAAAAAUCUCCAAUUUGGACUCCAGACCAAAGGACAUAUUUCCACUGGUCUAAUGUCCAUUGCUCGUGUUUCUUGAUCCAAGCAAGUCUCUUCUUCUUAUUGGUGUCCUUUAGUAGUGGUUUCUUUGCAGCAAUUCGACCAUGAAGGCCUGAUUCACACAGUCUCCUCUGAACAGUAGAUGUUGAGAUGUGUCUGUUACUUGAACUCUGUGAAGCAUUUAUUUGGGCUGCAAUUUCUGAGGCUGGUAACUCUAAUUAACUUAUCCUCUGCAGCAGAGGUAACUCUGGGUCUUCCAUUCCUAUGAUGGUCCUCAUGAGAGCCAGUUUCAUCAUAGCGCUUGAUGGUUUUUGCGAUUGCACUUGAAGAAACGUUCAAAGUUCUUGAAAUGUUCUGUAUUGACUGACCUUCAUGUCUUAAAGUAAUGAUGGACUGUCGUUUCUAUUUGCUUAUUUGAGCUGUUCUUGCCAUAAUAUGGACUUGGUAUUUUACCAAAUAGGGCUAUCUUCUGUAUACCACCCCUACCUUGUCACAACUCAACUGAUUGGCUCAAACGCAUUAAGAAGGAAAGAAAUUCCACAAAUUAACUUUUGAGAAGGCACACCUGUUAAUUGAAAUGCAUUCCAGGUCACUAAAUCAUGAAGCUAGUUGAGAGAAUGCCAAGAGUGUGCAAAGCUGUCAUCAAGGCAAAGGGUGGCUAUUUGAAGAAUCUCAAGUAUAACAUAAUUUGAUUUGUUUAACACCUUUUUGGUUACUACAUGAUUCCAUGUGUUAUUUCAUCGUUUUGAUGCCUUCACUAUUAUUCUACAAUGUAAAAAAUAGUACAAAUAAAGAAAAACCCUUAAAUGAGUAGGUGUGUCCAAACUUUUGACUGGUAGUGUAUGUGACAGUGAUGUAUUAUUGUUUUUCCAGUCACCCCAGAUGUCACUAUCCAGCCUGAGAGUGAUCUGCCCAGAGAGGGAGGGAAGUUCCACCUGCAGUGCAUUGCCACCGGAAACCCUGAGUAAGACACACACACACACACACAAGCAAACACCCCUACACAUACUCUCAUGAACAACACAUACACAAACAUACACUGCAGGUUCUGUGCUGCAUUAUAGAUGAACCUGCCUUGGACCAGUCAGUCUAUUGAUCGGCUCCUCUCCUCUCGUCCUCCUGUCUACCCCUUUCUCCCCCUCUCAUUCUCUGUCUCCCCCCUGCAUCCCAAAUGGCACCCUAUUCCCCAUAAGGCUCUGGUCAGAAGUAGUACACUAUCUAGAGAAUAGGGUGCCAUUUGGGAUGCACCCUACAGUGCAUUCGGAAAGUAUUCAGACCCCUUUACUUUUUCCACAUUCAAAUGGAUUUUAAAAAAAAAAUCCCUCAUCAAUCUACACACAAUACCCCAUAUAAAAAAGCAAAAACAGGUUUUUAGAAAUGUUUGUCAAUUUAUAAAAAAUAAAAAAAGUACUCAGUACCUUGUUGAAGAAUCUUUGGCAGCGAUUACAGCCUUGAGUCUUCUUGGGUAUGACGCUACAAGCUUGGCACACCUUUUUUGGGGGAGUUUCUCCCAUUCUUCUCUGCAGAUCCUCUCAAGCUCUGUCAGGUUGGAUGGGGAGCGUUGUUUUCAGGUCUCUCCAGAGAUGCUUGAUCGGGAUCAAGUCCGGGCUCUGGCUGGACCACUCAAGGGAAUUCAGAGACUUGUCCCGAAGCCACUCCUGUGUUGUCUUGGCUGUGUGCUUAGGGUCGUUGUCCUGUUGGAAGGUGAACCUUCGCCCCAGUUUGAGGUCCAGUGCGCUCUGGAGCAGGUUUUCAUCAAGGAUCUUUCUAUACUUUGCUCCGUUCAUCUUUCCCUCGAUCCUGACUAGUCUCCCAGUCCCUGCCACUGAAAAACAUCCCCAAAGCAUGAUGCUGACACCACCAUGCUUCACCGUAGGGAUGGUGCCAGGUUUCCUCCAGACGUGACACUUGGCAUUCAGGCCAAAGAGUUCAAUCUUGGUUUCAUCAGACCAGAGAAUCCUGUUUCUCAUGGUCUGAGAGUCUUUAGAUCCCUUUUGGUAAACUCCAAGCGGGCUGUCAUGUGCCUUUUACUGAGGAGUGGCUUCCGUCUGGCCACUCUACCAUAAAGGCCUGACCAAGGCCUGACCAAGGCCCUUCUCCCCCGAUUGCUCAGUUUGGCAAGAAUGAUGGAGGCCACUGUGUUCUUGGGAACCUUCAAUGCUGCAUACAUGUUUUGGUACCCUUCACCAGAUCUGUGCCUCGACUCAAACCUGUCUCUGAGCUCUACAGACAAUGUCUUCGACCUAAUGGCUUGGUUUUUGCUCUGACAUGCACUGGCAACUGUGGGACCUUAAAUAGACAGGUGUGUGCCUUUCCAAAUCAUGUCCAAUCAAUUUAAUUUACCACAGAUAGACUCCAAUGAAGUUGUAGAAACAUCUCAAGGAUGAUCAAUGGAAACAGGAUGCACCUGAGCUCAAUUUUCGAGUCUCAUAGCAAAGGGUCUGAAUACUUAUGUAAAUAAGGUAUUUUCUGUUUCUAAAAACCUGUUUUCACUUUGACAUUAUGGGGUAUUGUGUGUAGAUUGAUGAGGAAAAUUUUUAAUGUAAUCAAUUUUAGAAUAAGGCUGUAACGUAACAAAAUGUGGAAAAAGUGAAGGGGUCUGAAUACUUUCCAAAUGCACUGUAUGUCUCCCUCUAUCUCCCCAUCACUGAUCUCUCUCUCACCCUGUCACUCACACUCACUCAACUCAAUGUCUUUUCUGUCACAGCCUUGUCGAAUCUUCCCGUCUUCCUUCUCGUCCUCACCAAUAAUUCUCUUCUAUCUUGCUUUGCACCUUUUCCGCCCCCAUCCUCCCCCAUCCCUCCUCUCUUUGCUCUCCUUUAAGGUUAUGCGUCAGCCUGUCACAGCCUCUCCAGUCACAGAAUGCGUCCCAAAUGGCAACCCAUUCCCUAUAAAAUGCACUACACUUGACCAGGGUCCAUAGGGCUCUGGUCAAAAGUAGUGCACUAUUUAGGGAAUAGGGUGCCAUUUAGGAUGCACCCAGAGUACUUCGGAUAGUCUGUCUGAAUAGACAGCCGGUGUGUGAGUGGCAGGGGAACAGAUAGAGAGAGGGGAGAAGAGCUCAGCACAUGCAUAUCCCUAAGAGGCCGCACAACAUCAGAAUAUCUAACAGGCCGGCAUAGAAGGCAGGGAUAGAGGGAUGGGGGAGGGGAAAAUAGUAUUUCUCUUUUGAAACUUUUGUUUGUUUAAUGUUAACUGUACAUUUGUGAUUGUUUAUUUCACUUGCUUUGGCAAUGUUAAUGUAUGUUUCCCAUGCCAAUAAAUCCCUUUUGAAUUGGAGAGGGAGAGGGAGAGGUAGAGGUAGAGGAAGAGGGAACAUGCACAGCUCCUUGGCCGAAGGACUAAUGACCAGUCAGAUACAGUCUGGGUCUCAGCUGUCAAUCAAAUACAAUCACCAUGGCAACAUAUCUGCUGCUCUAAAUCUGACCCACCGUUUCUCGCAGACAAACUGACGCUGAUGAAGUUUCACAUUUAACUGCAUAAUAUAAUCAGAAAACGUUUUAUUACAACGAUACGGCUUGUUUCUGAGAAUGUCUUGACGUGAUGAACAAGAGCUAUUUCAAGACGCUCUAAUUAAAUAAAAUGGAAUGUACCCCCUCUCUACUGGAGGACUAUCGCGCUGAAUUCCAUUCCAUUCAAUUACAUUACAUAACAUUCCGUUCCAGUCCUAUCUAUUUGAUCAGCAGACCCUGAAGUGCUUGCAAUUGCAUACCAUUUCCGUAUUAGUAGUCAGUUAUAAAUCUCAGUCCAUUCUGUAACACAGUCAUACCCAGAUGAUAGCUUUACAUGCUGAAGCCUUAGCACAUUAUUGCACACUUGGCACUCAAUCCAUAUACACACAUGAAACAUAACCAUACACACUAUUCACUCUAUGUAAUGAACAAGGACAAACAGUGCCUAAGGGAAAGUAUUCAUACCCCUUGACUUAUUCCACAAUUUGUUGUGUUACAGCCUGAAUUCAAAAAUUGCUAUUUUUUCUCACCCAUCUGCACAAAGUGAAAACAUGUUUUAGAAAUGAAAUACAGAAAUAUCUCAUUUACAUAAGUAUUCACACCCCUGAGUCAAUACAUGUUAAAAUCACCUUUGGCAACAAUUACAGCUGUGAGUCUUUCUGGAUAAGUCUCUAAGAGCUUUGCACACCUGUAUUGUACAAUAUUUGCACGUUAUUCUUGAAAAAAUAAACGCUCUGUCAAGUUAGUUGUUGAUCAUUGCUAGACAGCUAUUUUCAAGUCUUGUCAUAGAUUUUCAAGCUGAUUUAAGUCAAAACUGUAACUAGGCCACUCAGGAACAUUCAGUAUCAUCUUGGUAAGCAACUCAUGUGCAUAUUUGGCCUUGUGUUUUAGGUUAUUGUCCUGCUGAAAGGUGAAUUUGUCUCCCAGUGACUGUUGGAAAGCAGACUGAACCAGGUUAAACUCUAGGAUUUUGCCUGUGCUUAGAUCUAUUCCGUUUAUUUUUAUCCCCAAAAAACUCCCUAGUUUAUUAAAAAAAUACCUUAUUUACAUAAGUAUUCAGACCCUUUGCUAUGAGACUCGAAAUUGAGCUCAGGUGCAUCCUGUUUCCAUUGAUCAUCCUUGAGAUGUUUCUACAACUUGAUUGGAGUCCACCUGUGGUAAAUUCAAUUGAUUGGACAUGAUUUGGAGGGGCACAAACCUGUCUACAUUUACAUAAGUAUUCAGACCCUUUACUCAGUACUUUGUUGAAGCACCUUUGGCAGCGAUUAAGGCCUCGAGCCUUCUUGGUUAUGACACUACAAGCUUGGCACACCUGUAUUUGGGGAGUUUCUCCCAUUUUUCUCUGCAGAUCCUCUCAAGCUCUGUCAGGUUGGAUGGGAAGCGUCGCUGCACAGCUAUUUUCAGGUCUCUGUAGCUCAGCUGGUAGAGCAUGGCGCUUGUAACGCCAAGGUAGUGGGUUCGAUCCUCGCGUCUGCUAAAUGGCAUAUUAUAUUAUUAUUAUAUUAUAGAUGUUUGAUCGUGUUCAAGUCCGGGCUCUGGCUGGGCCACUCAAGGACAUUCAGAGACUUGUCCCGAAGCCACUCCUGCGUUGUCCUGAAGCCAGGAUCGUUGUCCUGUUGGAAGGUGAACCUUCAACCCAGUCUGAGGUCCUGAGUGCUCUGGAGCAGGAUUUCAUCAAGGAUCUCUCUGUACUUUGCUCCAUUCAUCUUUCCCUCGAUCCUGACUAGUCUCCCAGUCCCUGCCGCUGAAAGACAUCCCCUCAGCAAGACGCUGCCACCACCAUGCUUCACUGUAGGGAUGGUGCCAUCCCACGGGGGGCCAGUAUGAAAAAAAUUAUAUAUAUAUAUAUAUAUAUAUAUAUAUAUAUAUAUAUAUAUAUAUAUAUAUAUAUAUAUAUAUAUUCACUAACUGUAAGUCACUCUGGAUAAGAGCGUCUGCUAAAUGACUAAAAUGUAAAUGUAAAUGUAAAUGUACCAGGGUUCCUCUUGACGUAACGCUUGGCAUUCAGGGCAUAGAGUUCAAUCUUGGUUUCAUCAUCCUUUAGGUGCCCUUUGGCAAACUCCAAGUGGGCUGUCAUGUGCCUUUUACUGAGUAGUGGAUAAGAAAUGGAUUGAAUACUUAUUGACUCAAAAGAUUUCAGCUUUUAAUUUUUUAUUUGUUUGUAAAAAAUUAUAGAAACAUAAUUCCACUUUGACAUUAUGGGGUAUUGUGUGUAGGCCAAUGACACAAAAUCUAAAUUUAAUCAAUUUUAAAUUCAGGCUGUAACACAACAAAAUGUGGAAAAAGUCAAGGGGUGUGAAUAUUUUCUAAAGGCACUGUAUGUACCAACAUAUACAGGUGUGGAAUCAUAAUUUGACCAGUUUCUUCACAGUUGUAAAAUAAUCCUGCAGCAGGAGGAUUUGAUUAUUCAAAAAAAAAAGUGAUACUUUUUAAACAGGAAAUGUGUUUUGAUAGGCUACGGUAGGCUAUAGUUUAGGUGUUCCCUACGGGUGCAUUUCGGAUACACUUGUAUGUCGUAGGGGAGACCAAUAUAUUUUGUUAUUAAGCUAUAUAAAAUAACGGUUGUUGAUGUGUAUGGCUGCAUUUCAGAUAAAUUCUGGUACAUUUCAAUGUCACAGUAGUAGGACCUACAGUAGAAGGACAUUUAUUAUGUCUGGUGCUUUAGCAUUUGAGCGAGAGAGAAAGAGAACUGCGGGUUUUCAAUGAAUUUAUGUAAAUCAUGAGGCUCAUUUGAAUUUCCUGCGGUGCAGGAAAAUUCUCAGCAACAACAGAGUGAUCAAAUUAAGAUACCACAUCUGUAAGUAUAAGGGAAAGAUGAACUCUGUAGAUAUUCAUAUGCCCCUAAAAUGGAUUCAUCACAUCAACAAAUCCAGUAAUACAAUACUCAUAUUACAUAAUUGAUUCCUGUAUCACACUAGUUCUGACUGGUAAACAGUCUGCUGCAUGUAUGUUGCCCACAGUCCAUUUUUUAAAUUCUAAUCUCUUUUCUCUUUGUCCACUCUCGUUCUGUCUGUCGUGUCUGUCUGUCUCUUUCUCUCUCUCUCUCUCUAUCUCUCUCUCUCUAUCUCGCCCUCUCUCUCUCUCAGGCCUAUCUUGUACGUGUGGCAGAAGAAGGAUGGAGAGCUCCCUCCGCUGGCCAAGGUGGAUGGUAGUGUCCUGCGCUUUGAGAUGCUCAACAAAUCAGACAACGGCGUGUACCUUUGUCAGGCCGACAAUGGCAUCGGGAAUGUGCAGGGACAGUACACACUGUUGGUGCAAGGUACUGACCAUAGAAAGAGAGGAGGAGGGAGAGAAAAAGGGAGAGAGAGAGGGUGAUGGUAGAGAAGCAGCUUGUCCAGGGCAGAAUGUUAUAUUUCUUCUUCCUUCAUCAUUUUUUAUUUAUUUCUGUUGCUGUGUGGUUUCUACUACUACUUUUACUUUCACGUUUCUUUUCUGAUUUUAUUUACAUUUAUUUUCUGUUUAUUUCUCUUUAUCCACCACACCAUCCACCUCGCGCUUCACUCCUUCGCUUUUUUGCUACACAUCCAUCCUGUACACCGUGCCAAUGUCUCGCCUUUCUUUCUCUCUAUCUACUCCUCCGCUCUAACUACCUCUCCAUAUUCCCUUCAUGUCUUCUCCUUUAUCCAAGACCUGACAGAUGAUUCAAACUACCUCUUCCCUACCUCUUUCUAUCUACCCUCAUCUUCUCCGACCUCUGACUCCCCCCCUCCCUCUCUUUUUCACGAUUCUUUCUCUCAAUCCCCAUCUCUUAUGCCAACAAUGUCUGGCUCUGGGUCUGGGUUGUCUGACUCUGUGUCCCUACCUGCCACUUCUCCUCCUGCUAUCUUCUCCUUCUCUAUCCCUUACCCAUCUGACCUCACUAUCACCCCUUCUUCCCCUUCUUCCUCCUCUUCAUCCCCCUCUACCUCUUCUCCCUCUCCUUCUCUCUCUCCCUCUCUCUCUCCCUCUCCUCCUCCUGUCAAUGUUCCAUCUACCUCUCUUUCCAACUCUCUCUUCCCUGAUCUUCCACUGUCUCAGGAACCCCUUCCCCCCACAUCCUCCUCCUCCUCCUCCCCCUCUUCUUCUUCCUCCUCUUCUUCCCCUCAUCCUACCAGCAUUACUCCCUCUGUCGCUCCCCCCUCCUCGGUCUCCCUCACUCCCUCCUCAGUUCCCAUACAGCUGAAUGGAGUUUACAGUUUCACAGGUAAAUUAUCUCAGUUACACACUCAGACAGUAUGUAUACACACACACACACACACUGGCAUUAACAGUUGUACCGUCACGAACAAACACAUUCAUAGACUCUCAGAGAUCCUAAUAGUAUCCUAAUUGCACUGUGGGUAAACAAGAAAUGCAGUUUGUAGAGUCUACAUCAACAUUGACCAGGUACACUUUACUGAGGAAGGUGUAGACAUUGCAUGUGACCAGGACUUCUCAUCAAAGGGCAUUUGGGAGUAGGGUGAAGUUCCCCCUAGACACUGAUCUUGGGUCAGUUUUGCAUUUCCCCCUCUAAUGGCUAAGGUUAGGAUUGGGAAGGGAAAGCUGAUCCUAGAUCUGUACCUAGGGGAAACUUUACCCCGGAGCAGGCAUUUCAUUUUCAACAACACUCACCCCUUCACUGUUUUCAUAUUUUCUAUUUUUUCAUUUUUCUCCUGUUUUUGUCCUCCUUCAUUCUGACCCCCUUACACUCGCGUGUCCAUGUCUCACUCGUCUAACCAUCCAUCCAUCCAUCCAUCCAUCCAUCCAUCCACCUCCAUCUAUUGAGGAGAUGGUCCAGACAACAUUGCAGGUAUUUUUUUUCACAGUCACCUGUCUGUCUGUCUGUCUCUGUCUCAAUUUGUCUGUCUGUCUGUCUGUCUCUGUCUGUCUGUCUGUCUGUCUGUCUGUCUGUCUGUCUGUCUGUCUGUCUGUCUGUCUGUCCAUUUUCCUCUGCCUCAAAUAAAGAAAGUAGUAGUGUGGGGACAGUGUGAACUGAACUCUCUAAUAAAUGCUUUCAUACUCUUCUUCCCCCACAUACAAUGCAUUCGGAAAGUAUUCAGACCCCUUGACUUUUUCCACAUUUUGUUACUUAUUCUAAAAUUGAUUAAAUAAAACAUUUUCCUCUUCAAUGUGCACACAAUACCCCAUAAUGACAAAGCGAAAACAGGUUUUAAGAAAAGAAAAAAUAUAUAUAUAUUUACAUAAAGAUUCAGACCCUUUGCUAUGAGACUCGAAAUUGAGCUCAGGUGAAUCCUGUUUCCAUUGAUCAUCAUUGAGAUGUUUCUACAAGUUGAUUGGAGUCCACCUGUGGUAUAUUAAAUUGAUUGGACAUGAUUUGUAAAGGCACACACCUGUCUAUAUAAGGUCCCACAGUUGACAGUGCAUGUCAGAGCUAAAACCAAGCCAUGAGGUCAAAGGAAUUGUCCGUAGAGCUCUGAGACAGGAUUGUGUCAAGGCACAGAACUGGGGAAGGGUACCAAAAAAUGCCUGCAGCAUUGAAGGUCCCCAAGAACACAGUGGCCUCCAUCAUUCUUAAAUGGAAGAAGUUUGGAACUUCCAAGAAUCUUCCUAGAGCUGGCCGCCCGGCCAAACUGAGCAAUCGGGGUAGAAGGACCUUGGUCAGGGAGGUGACCAAGAACCGGAUGGUCACUCUGACAGAGCUCUAGAGUUCCUCUGUGGAGAUGGGAGAAUCUUCCAGAAAGACAACCAUCUCUGCAGCACUCCACCAAUCAGGCCUUUAUGGUAGAGUGGCCAGACGGAAGCCACUCCUCAGUAAAAGGCACAUGACAGCCCGCUUGGAGUUUGCUAAAAGGGACCUAAAGACUCUCAGACCAUGAGAAACAAGAUUCUCUGGUCUGAUGAAACCAAGAUUGAACUCUUUGGCCUGAAUGCCAAGCAUCACAUCUGGAGGAAACCUGGCACCAUCCCUACGGUGAAGCAUGGUGGUGGCAGCAGGGACUGGGAGACUAGUCAGGAUCGAGGGAAAGAUGAACUGCGCAAAGUACAGAGAGUCCUUGAGUGGCCCAGCCAGAGCCCUGACUUGAACCUGAUCGAACAUCUCUGGAGAGACCUGAAAAUAGCUGUGCAGCGACGCUCCCCAUCCAACCUGACGGAGCUUGAGAGGAUCUUCAGAGAAGAAUGGGAGAAACACCCCAAAUUCAAAAAGUCAAUGCGUCUGAAUACUUUCCGAAUUAACUGUACAUAUUGUUUUCUUUCUCUGACCUGCUCUCCAGCUCUCUCUCACACACACACACACACACACACCCCUCUAUAGUACCCCGUACAUACAUAAACAUGCACCUUUAAGUGGUCUGAGUCUGUAACACUGUGUGUGUGUGUAAUAUGCAAGGGCCAGGCUCAGGGGUUGCUGUCUUGUCUCAUGGUUCCUGUCUGCGUUCCAAAUGGCACCCUAUUUCCUAUAUACGUGCACUACUUGUGACCAGAUGCCUAUGGGUUUCCCUAUGGGCCCUUCUCAAAAGUAGUGCAUUAUGUAGGAUAUAUGGUUCCAUUUGGGACACCGUCCCUGUCUCAUUUCCCUGGUGGUGCUGACAGCAGGAUUUAUGUGUUAAUUCACAAUACUGCCUCCUCAGCAAGGACUCUCUCUCUCUUUCACCUCCUCACUGGUCUCCCCCCUGCCGUGCUUCUCUCUCUUCUCUCUGACGGACGCUACCAGUCAGGGGCCUCCCUCUCUCCUCUCUCUCCUCCUCUCCUCCCAUGUGUUUGGCUCUUGGUUGGCUGUGGCUGCGUCCCAAAUGUCAUCCUAUUGCCUGUGUAGUGCACUACUUUGGACCAGAGCCCAUAAGGAUCACCAUAGGGCUCUGGUCAAAAGCAGUGCACUACAUAGGGAAUAGGAUGACAUUUGUGACACAGACUGUUGGCUGUGUCCCUCUUAUCUCUCUCCCUUGGUUUCUUAUCAAGGCAUCGUGUGGUGGUGCCACUCAAUUUACUAGAAUCCUCUGUAUCGUCCUUUUGUAUCUCAGUCUCUCUGUGCUUUAUGUGUUAUAGUCUUUGGUCUUACAGUUCUAUAGCUACAUCUGGGUGACUGUCUGUCAACGUGACAGUGGGUUUGAUAGAGGGUUUGAACCAAAGCCAUGCAAAGUUAAAGAGGUGUUUAGUGAGCUACCAGAUACAAUUAAAAUCAUAUUUUCUGUGGAAGAGAGAGUGGUGUAGUUUGAUGAUAAGCCCCUAACAUACGCUAAGCACUCCGCCUGGUAGAUUAUGGGAUCGUCCCAAAUGGCACCGAAUUCCCUAUGUAGUGGGCCCUGGUCAAAAGUAGUGCACUAUGUUGGGAAUAGGGUGCCAUUUAAGACACAGCCUACAUUACACAUCACCCACAUGAGGAAAACUUCUAGCAAAGGUCCCCAUGGAUGCAUAAAGGAAUGUGCUUUAUACUUUUAAUGACUUUUUUAUGUUCCAUUCGGUUUAAUGCAUCUGGUGUAUUCAUGCGUUUUUUUAUUUUGCAUGGCUUUCUCAUCCCUUUCUUUGGGUUUAGUUUAGUUUGUAAUGUUUCCGUUUUUAGACUAAUGCUGUGUCUUUCCCUCUUAUCUCUCCUCUCUCUCCCUUUCUCUCUGCCUUUCUCUCUGCCUUUCUCUCUGCCUUUCUCUCUCCUUUUCUCUCUCCCUUUCUCUCUCCCUUUCUCUCUCCCUUUCUCUCUGCCUUUCUCUCUGCCUUUCUCUCUCCCUUUCUCUCUCCCUUUCUCUCUCCCCUUCUCUCUCCCCUUCUCUCUCCUUUUCUCUCUCCCUUUCUCUCUCCCUUUCUCUCUGCCUUUCUCUCUCCCUUUCUCUCUCCCUUUCUCUCUGCCUUUCUCUCUCCCUUUCUCUCUCCCUUUCUCUCUCCCUUCCUCUUCUCUCUCCCUUUCUCUCUCUUCUGUCCCUCUCCCUUUCUCUCUCUCUGUCUCACUCUCUCUAUAUAUAUCUGUCUCUCUCCCUUCUGUCCCUCUCUUUCCUCUCUCGUCCCCUCUCUCUCUCUUGCUCUCUCCCUAUUCUGUCUCUCUCGUUCUCUCUCUCUCUCUCUCUCUCCCCCUCUUGUCUUUCUCCCUCUCUCUCGCUCUCUCUCGCUCAGACCCCACUGCCAUGUCUACCUCUUCAGGAGUGGACCAUGCUGUGAUUGGAGGAGUGGUGGCGGUCAUCGUCUUCAUCCUGCUCUGUCUUCUCAUCGUCUUGGGCAGAUACCUCAUCAGACACAAAGGUGACCCUUGACCCUUACCUUAACAUAUACCCCCACUCAAGAGGAGGCUCUUGGGAGGAGCUAUAGGAGGACGGGCUCAUUGUAAUGGCUGGAAUUGAAUCAAUGCAACAGUAUCAAACAUAUGGAAACCACAUUUGACUUCGUUCCAUUUAUUCCAUUCCAGCCAUUAUAAUGAGCCCAUCCUCCUAUAGCUUCUGCCACCAGCCUCCACUGCCCCACUCAUAAUCACUUCUCAUUCCCCUCCAAGACCAUUGCUUUUCUAAUUCAAGUGUAGUCAUUGUAGUUAUUUCACUAUUUCUCCAUAGUUCAAUUUCCUCUCCACUGCUACUCUAGGAUGGGCACCAGUCUGUUUGUGCUAACAUUCUGCUCCUUGCCACUCCAUGUCAUGGCAAACAUGUUUGCCAUGUAUGUUUGGCAUAUGACACAUAGUACAAAGAGUGGAAUGUUAGCAGAAAACUGGUCUGUAUUUCAGGCUACUGCUACUCUACUUCCAUUGAUUCCAAACCCAGUGUUAUCAUUACAGAGAUUCUAUAUGUAAUUCUGUGGUUGUUAUCACUCCACUCCAAGCCCAUUGUGAUACGCUACAUCUCUCCACUCCUACAUCACUUAUUCUGUAACCUCUGACCCUAGGGUCUGUCUGUGUCUGUAUCCACAGGGACAUAUCUUACCCAUGGCGCACCCACAAACACACACGCACGGACACCCGCAGGCACGCACACGCACACACCUCUGACCCACGGUCUGUCUGUGUCCACAGGGACAUAUCUUACCCAUGAGGCAAAGGGCUCCGACGAUGCUCCCGAUGCCGACACGGCUAUCAUCAAUGCCGAGGGCGGCCAUUCCGGAGCGGAGGACAAGAAAGAGUACUUCAUC
Molecule: messenger RNA, 15749 nt
Organism: Coregonus sp. 'balchen'
Lineage: Eukaryota; Metazoa; Chordata; Actinopteri; Salmoniformes; Salmonidae
Source: the annotation of a GenBank genome assembly